GUACAGCCUUCCCUGAUUUCGAAGCCCCUCGUUUUUAAUUCGCAAUUCUUAGACCCAUCUCUAUGUAAACGACCCUUCACUUCCAAUUUCUCACAGCAGUCCAGGAGAAGCACACUCGGCGAGGAACUGCGAGAUCCACUAAAUUCCUCUUCAGAUGUCUGAUGAUGUGGAAAAUCCUAAAGUUAAGAUUGACCAAAAAGGACCAGGAGCCUCACCUCCUGCCUAUGAAAUUCAGCCAACCUGGUAUAGCAGCUUACUUCAUCAAACCUCUAUCUAUGGUGUAGCUGCAGGAUAUUGCAUUUCAGCAUCUCUGCUCUCCAUCAUCAACAAGUGGGCUGUCAUGAGAUUCCCUUAUCCUGGAGCUCUAACUGCUCUACAGUAUUUCACUAGUGCUGCUGGUGUUCUUGUCUGUGGAUGGUUUAAACUCGUGGAGCAUGACCCACUUGACCUUCUGACUAUGUGGCGUUUCUUGCCAGCAGCCAUUAUGUUCUACCUUUCACUCUUUACCAACAGUGAGCUCUUACUUCAUGCCAAUGUUGAUACCUUUAUUGUCUUUCGUUCUGUAGUCCCUAUAUUUGUUGCAAUAGGAGAAACUCUGUUUCUGCACCAGCCAUGGCCAGCAUUGAAGACAUGGCUCUCGCUGGCAACCAUCUUUGGAGGAAGUGUGCUUUAUGUUAUAACAGAUUACCAAUUCACAGUCACAGCAUAUAGUUGGGCUCUAGCUUAUUUGGUGAGCAUGACAGUAGAUUUCGUGUACAUAAAGCAUGUUGUGAUGACUAUAGGUUUAAAUACAUGGGGUCUUGUGUUGUAUAACAAUCUUGAGGCCCUCCUACUCUUUCCUCUGGAAUUGCUUAUAAUGGGUGAACUGAAGAAGAUAAAGCAUGAAAUUUCUGAUGGGUCAGAUUGGUACUCUUUUGAGGUGGUUCUGCCUGUUGGGCUGUCUUGCUUGUUUGGUUUAUCCAUCUCGUUCUUUGGGUUUUCUUGCCGGAAGGCAAUUUCCGCGACAGGAUAUACUGUUCUUGGAGUGGUGAACAAGCUGUUGACAGUGGUAAUCAAUCUGGUUAUUUGGGAUAAGCAUUCCUCAUUAAUUGGGACAGUAGGGCUUCUCAUUUGUAUGCUAGGUGGAAUUAUGUAUCAGCAAUCCACAAGUAAGCCCAAGUCUGUUCCUGAAGUAAAAUCAGAAGAAACCGAGGAAGAACAGCAGAAGCUGCUAGAAAUGCAAAGCAAACUAGAAAGCAACAACAGUGAGACAGAAGUUACUGAAUCUCAACAGGGAAAUGAGACUGUUCAAAAGACAAUUGGAUAGUUCCAUGUUAAAAGAUCAGCGUGAGGAUUUGAGGUUUUCUAGUUGGUAAGAUGUUGGAAUAGAAAAUUAUGAUACCUUAUGGAUAGCCUGUGCUUGAACAGAAUUUUUGCUAUUGCAAAUUUAGGUGCCUAAGUGGUAAUUAUUCUUUUCCUUAUAUAUAUCCUCUUCUACAGAAUUUUAGAUUUAUUAGAUAAAGUCAAACAGGUCAGGUGGAUUAUGACAAUCUAUUGAUUUAUUCUUGUUCAAUUUUUUUCCAAAUCCAAAUAGUCCCAGCAGUAAUGUCCAAAAAUGUAUUGAUUGUAACAGAGCCCAGUUAUUUUGAUUGUUAGUAAUUUUCUUUGUAUGCUGAAUGUCAUCAUUGUUUCUUGUGUCUCA
Messenger RNA from Manihot esculenta (cassava), 1681 nucleotides. Its product is annotated as GDP-mannose transporter GONST3. Gene Ontology annotation, molecular function: antiporter activity; GDP-fucose transmembrane transporter activity. The transcript has 2 exons. NCBI's taxonomy places the organism in Eukaryota, Viridiplantae, Streptophyta, Magnoliopsida, Malpighiales, Euphorbiaceae. Bases 155 to 1306 code for a protein of 383 amino acids. Gene Ontology annotation, cellular component: Golgi apparatus. The record is from RefSeq and is a predicted model, not a curated record.